This is a messenger RNA of Rhodamnia argentea, 655 nucleotides long. RefSeq names its product protein SEED AND ROOT HAIR PROTECTIVE PROTEIN-like. NCBI's taxonomy places the organism in Eukaryota, Viridiplantae, Streptophyta, Magnoliopsida, Myrtales, Myrtaceae. The record is from RefSeq and is a predicted model, not a curated record. The coding region runs from base 1 to 600 and encodes 199 amino acids. The transcript is spliced from 2 exons.
AUGGACGCUUCCGAUACAUAUAAUGUGCAGAGAGAGUUUGCCGGCCUUAGAAUCCAAACUCCGUUUCAAACGGGAAUGGCUCUUCUUGCUCACACCUGUCUCGCCAAUUGUUUGCUGCUUCUCUUGCCCCUGUUUGCAGUUGUUUUUGCCGCCGCCGAUAUCGAUGCUUAUGGAUCCGGGUUUGGCCUCGAGAAGCCGAAACUACGUGGAGACCGAAGCUUCCUCUCCACAAACAUCGGGAUUCAAGGAGUCAUCUACUGUAGAUCGGGCUCGAGGCUCAUCCCGCUCCGAGGUGCUCGGGCGAGGGUGACGUGUUUGGCCGUGGAUGGGCGAGGGUACGAAACCGCUCCAUUCUGCAUCGUGAGCAGGCUGACCGAUGCAAAUGGCUAUUUUUUGGCAACCUUGUCACCAUCGGAGGUCGAAGAUAACUGGAAGCUCACACAAUGCAAGGCUUUCCUGGAGUCCUCUCCCUCAGAGACCUGCAAAGUCCCAACGGAUGUGAACAGGGGGGUCACCGGCGCUCUUCUUUCAUCCCGUCACCUCCCGAGCAACAAGAGAAUGGAAUGGUUCUCCGUGGGGCCUUUUGUCUAUACCUCGUGAUGACGAAGACUCCAUUCUUAACAGGGGAAUCUGAGAGCUGAUAAUGGGGUGGAUU